CGCAAAGCAAGCAAGGAGGGGAUAACACUACGACCCUCUACAAUGCCUCUUGCCGACAUCAUCCGGCAGCGGGUUCAUCCUCUCGUCACUUCCAACAGGACGCUGGUGUACAGCUUCCUCUCUACUCUCGCUGUCUCAAUCGCCAUUGGCAAUGCACUGAGGAAUCACAGCAACUUCUACUCUGUUGCUGUGUAUUUAUCCAAGAGCAGCCGGAGUCUUCUGAUCCUGGCCAACUUCGGCUUCCUUCUCGCGCUGUUGAGCGGGCGUAUCUUGCAGCAGAUAUUCUUUGGCCCUUUGUCACCCGCGGAAGUUGAGCGUUUGUAUGACCGGAUUUGGUAUUUCGUCACGGAGUCCUUACUUGCGUUCACGAUAUUCCGAGAUGAAUUCGACGUGCCGUUCGCCAUAAUGUUCGGGUUCCUGCUCUUUGUCAAAUGUUUUCACUGGCUGUUGAGCGACCGCAUAGAAUCGAUGGACCAAAGGCCGUAUCCUGGCCCUCCGAUGACGUUCCAUAUCAGAGUCAACUGCCUUUUUGUUCUUCUGUGGCUUACAGAUUUCGCCAUGUUCGCGUUCGCCGUCGAAAGCACUUUGACGCAAGGAGUGGGCGGCACUGUACUCUUCGCGAGCGAGUACGCCAUAUUGAUGGCUAGCGCACUCAACUCUGUCGCGAAGUAUGUGUUGUCAUGUGUUGAGCUACGGAGGGCGCGAACCAGGGGAGGCGAAACAGCGCUGCCGUGGGAGGAUAAGAGUGUUUACAACUUUUACAUUGAACUAACCACAGAUUUUCUGAAGCUUACGACAUACUUACUGUUCUUCGUGGUCGUGGUCGCGGCAUAUGGUAUACCGCUGAAUAUCGUCCGCGAUGUAUACAUGACGGCGCGGUCUUUCGUGAUGCGCUUACGUGCAUUCCAGCGUUACCGCUCGGCGACUCGUGACAUGGAUGCCCGCUACCCUAACGCUACGGAAGCGGAUCUGCCUGUGACCGGCGAUCGCACUUGCAUCAUCUGUCGCGAGGAAAUGGUCCCUGUUGCUACGCAAGAGGGCGGUGUAGUAAAUAACUUGCCCACUGCACAUGAUGGCCCCAACAUGACACCCAAGAAGCUCCCAUGCGGCCAUACAUUCCAUUUCCAGUGCUUGCGGUCGUGGUUGGAACGGCAGCAGAGCUGUCCUACAUGUCGCCGUAACGUGCUGGAAGAAGGGCAGCCCGGCCAAGGGCAAGGGCAACAACGGAAUGCAAUUCGCCGUCAAGCGCCGCCCCCCAAUAUGCCCCUGCAAUGGAACUUCGGCAGAAUGAAUCCCCAGGGUCAACAGCAAGUGAACAAUCAGCCGCCCGGUUUGCUCGCCCGGCUUAUCGGAGCGGCGGCUGGUCCUCCUCAGGUUCCGGGACAAUUUGCUCCCUUACCCGCUGGCGCCCACCCUAUUCCCAAUAAUGCAUUCCCUCCCAACAACGUGAAUGGCCUACCUCCUCGUAACAUUGGCACGCCGCCAUACCCCUAUCAGGCCCCUCCUGGUCCAGGACAAGUCCCACCCCCCGCAUUUGUCUUUGGGUAUCCUUGGGUUCUUGGUGGCGCAAACCCGGGUGGACUAGCCCAGGCACCGAUGCUGCAAGGCUUUUACCGUCCCGACGGGCUUUGGCAGCCAUGGCCCGCGCAACCGGCGCGCCGACCGCCACCAACACCUGCCACACGUACGGCAGAGUCGGCCACGCCAGCUUCGAUGCCUCAUCCAGCACCUCUAGCCACGCCGGCGCCUGCAUCCGGCGCUUCUGCCGAUGUAACACGCCCUGAGCAAGCGUCCACCGCUCCUUCGACUACCGCGCCCCUACCUCGCAACCUCGGCGCGACCACGCCGUCGGAGACCCGGUCGUUCACGCCUCGAGAUGCGGCGGUCCAGGCUGCGCUUCGCAGAUUGAAUCCAAGCAACGCCACUUCAACAGCCUCUCCAGCUCCUUCCUCUCAGGAUGCUGGCCCAACUGCAACCCCAACGCAAGAGCAACCGAUAAGCCCCACACCUACUACUCCCGCACCUCCUCCUGCAUCUGCGGCUCCGCCGACGAAUCUCCCUGCUUCCGUGCCCGUAGCAAUGCCGGUGACACAAUCCAAUCCGGGUGCCUCUACUUCAGCUCCAGCGGCUACGACUGCGCAACCCACGACAACCGUGCCCCCAGCAGUUUCUGCUGGGCGUGCCUCGACACCUCGCACAGACGUGCCGAACCUGAUACCGCUGUAUGACUUCGCGCAGCCGCCUGCGGAUUACCGCAGCGCCUAUUCUCCGUUUUCACAGCACAUUCCGCAGCCCACUGUGCCUCCGCGCAUGACUCCGCCUACACCUACCAACAUGCCCCGCGGGCCCUUUCCCCUUCGCCCGCGGUAUCCUUACGCUCAGCCGCUGUACAAUGCGGUGCCGUCUGCUCCGCUCGGUCAGCUGCCGGAAAGACUCACGGACGAGCAACUCGCGCAAUUGGACCGCCUCACUCGUGAGGCGAUCGACGAAAGGUUGCGCAUCUUGACGGAUGUCAGCGGGACCGUAUGGCGCUGUGUUGAGGAGCUGACGAGAAUGCGGAGUGUCUUGCCGGCGCCGAGUGCGCCGAGAGCGGUCCCCGGCGGGGCUGCAUCUGGGAAAACGAAUUCGGCGACCUCGUCAUCAGUGUCACCAAAUCCGCGGGCGCAGGGCACUUCGUCCAACCCUCCCGCCGCGGCAGCGGUGCCGACUGGUCCUUCCAGCCUGCCUGCGGAACAGCUUGCCCGUGGGGACGCCGAUGUUGCCGGAAGCACUGACGUGACUCCGGAGGUUAGUAUAGAGAAGGGCAAAUCCCGAGCCGAUCCCAGCACAAUAUCUCAAGAGGAUGCUGCUGCUGCGUCUAGCUCGGAGGGCGAGGGGUCAAUGGUGGACAGCUGGGAGACCGUCGCGCCAUCGACAGCUACUCCGGUAACUUCUCAGCCCGGCGGCAACCCAUCAUUGGAGGACGACAAUGACUCACCACCAGAAGACCCUGCCGAUGGGGCGAAACGUGAAACGGAAACGCAGGAGGAGUGAAUGUAAUGGGAACCUAGACAUGCUUCAUCAUGGGAUUGUAUGAUACAUCGCCUCAGGGGAUCUGUUCAGCCAUCCGUUGCAAGGUUCAGGGACGUUCGAUAAUGGUUCUGGCCCUGUCAUAUGAGUAUCUGACCAGAUUUAUC
Molecule: messenger RNA, 3176 nt
Organism: Punctularia strigosozonata HHB-11173 SS5
Lineage: Eukaryota; Fungi; Basidiomycota; Agaricomycetes; Corticiales; Punctulariaceae
Exons: 7
Coding region: 43-3033 (996 amino acids)
Cellular component (GO): cytoplasm
Molecular function (GO): zinc ion binding
Source: RefSeq, a predicted model, not a curated record